This is a messenger RNA of Sparassis crispa, 471 nucleotides long. RefSeq lists its product as hypothetical. Lineage: Eukaryota; Fungi; Basidiomycota; Agaricomycetes; Polyporales; Sparassidaceae. The coding region runs from base 1 to 471 and encodes 156 amino acids. The record is from RefSeq and is a predicted model, not a curated record. The transcript has 3 exons.
AUGGCUUGGCUUAAGCUCCUUACUCUUUCGCAGUUUCCUAAGGACAAUACCCUAGCACAUCAUCUCUGGAGCACGGCGUGGGGUCAAGAAACGUUUGCCCCUUUUGACGUCGAUGUCGUACGGGAUGGUACCUUGUUGGUGGACUUGGACGAACCAAUUCCUGCAACCUGCCAAGUGACCAAUAAUCACCCUUUCAUAUCUAAGCAUUUGAAGCAUGUGGUGGUACGCAAUGAGUAUGUCACGACAUUAGAUACUCUCAUGGCGCUUUCUGUGGAGGUACCCAACAGUAGUAUAAUUGUAGUCGGUCAUCCUGGCAUAGGCAAGACAAUAUUCCUAUUUUAUGUCCUGAUUUAUCGGCUCCAGCGUGGUUUAUCCACCUUCUACCAGAAGACUGCCGAAUCCGUCCUUUACUUCCAUAAAUCCGGUGUCUACAGUAUCCCAGCCAAUCAAGAGCCGGACUCCGUGGACUGA